Molecule: messenger RNA, 580 nt
Organism: Porites evermanni
Lineage: Eukaryota; Metazoa; Cnidaria; Anthozoa; Scleractinia; Poritidae
Source: the annotation of a GenBank genome assembly
AUGGCUCCAUCUCUAACGAGCUUAAAAAUGAUUGAUGAUUGCCCGGUAGAUUACCACUGUAGGCCUGGCGUGCAUCUUGUGGGUGACCCAUGGGUCCAAGAUGUGACAAAGCUACCAAUUUUGCCAUAUGCCAGAGAGGAAGUAGAGAUGAUUGGUAGAUUGCUUGGCUGUGCACCUCUAGUUGGAAGACAGGCAACAAAAGUGGAGGUAUUAAGACGACUUAGCUCGGUUGCUCUAGUACACAUCGCGGCACAUGGCUGCAUGGAAACAGGCGAAAUUGCCUUGGCGCCAGAUAAUGGUGACAAUGAAAGAUGUAAAGGGUGUUCAGAUUCGUGCAAGACUGGUUGUACUCAGUUGCUGUCAUAUUGCUCAUGGAGAGAUCAAAGCAGAAGGUGUAGUUGGCAUAGCACGAGCAUUUUUGGGUGCUGGUGCUCGUUCUGUUCUGGUGUCGUUGUGGGCUAUUGAGUUUAUGAAAAUUUUGUAUCAGCAUCUUUUGAAAGGAGAAAGUGCAAGUGAAGCUUUAAACCAAGCAAUGAACUACAUGAGAGAAUCUGAGGAGUUCGGUGCAGUCAAAUACUAG